AUGCCUCGAAAAGCUCAAACGUGGGAUGACUAUGGCGCCGCCGUGGAUCAGAUAAUCCUCUCCUCCUCGGACUCCGACUUCCUCGGCCAGCUCAUCCCGGUCCUAAAAGACGCCACGACAAGCGGCAGGGCGUCUUCGCUCGUCCAAAGCCUCUCCAAUUAUGCCGAGGAUCGCGAGGCCGACAUCGAGCGCAUUAGCCUGACCCAGCACGAGGAAUUCCUAGGGUCUGUCAACCAGCUUCAGAAAGUGCGGGAGGGAACAGUCGCCCUGACGGCCGAGAUCCUCGAGUUGAACGAGUCUAUUCAGGCGAGCACGGAGAAGUUGGCCCAACAGAAGCAGGGUCUUGUAGACACGCGUGCGGUUCGCCAGAACAUUACAGAGGUCUCCGAUUCCCUGAAGGAAUCCCUGAGGACCUUGCAUGCAGUCAACAAUGCACACGAUCUGAUCCGCAAGAAGCAAUAUUACGCGGCCCUGAAGUCGUUGGACGACCUCCAAAACGAAUAUUUGAUUCCGACCAUACAAAACAAAUAUGCCACCCAGUACAGACUGGCCGACCUGAUCCAGAAGUCUAUCCCGGCUUCACAGAAGACAAUAUCAGAGGCUGUGAUGACCGACUUGAAUACCUGGCUCUACCGUAUCAGAGAGACCUCCCAAUUCCUCGGUGAAGUGGCAUUUUAUCACACGGAACAGAGAAGGGAUAGGCAGAGGAAACGGGUUGAAGCGAACGAAUACCUUAGCCACUUCAAGCUGAAUUCGGCCAUCGAACUAGUCAUUGACGAAAGCAGUGAGUAUGACGUCCUCGACAAUGAGGAAGUUCAGGUCGACUUCACGCCGCUAUACGAAGCUCUCCACAUCCACACGGCGCUGGGCCAGAGCGACAAGUUCCGCUCGGAUUAUGCAGCAACGAGGCGGCAGCAAAAGGAUCUUCUCAUACCUAACACCGUCAACCUCGUAUCCGAUGAUGAAGACAGGUCCCUUAGCAGUCUGCUAGAGGGAAUUGCUGGCUUUGCCAUUAUAGAGAAGGCAACGAUGCAGCGUGCGCCCCAACUCCGCUCCUCGGUAGAUGUCGAUGAGCUGUGGGACUCCAUGUGUCAUACUGCCAUAACUCUGAUUACAAAGGCUCUCAACGAAGUCAGCAACGCCGAGAUACUCCUUAAUAUCAAGGGAGUCGUUGCGCUUUUCAUACAGACGAUGGAGGGUUGGGGCUAUUCGGUGUCCAUGUUGAACAGCUUCCAGCUCACCCUCUUCUACAAAUAUGCAGAACUGCUCAAGCGGCGUUUCAGCGAUGACUUCCAAGAGAUCGUAUCUACCGAUGACUAUAUGCCCAUGGCUAUCAACUCGGUCGAGGAGUAUGAGAAGGUGCUCAACGUCAGCUGGUACACCAGUGACAAGUCCGCCGAAGAACUCACUUUCCCCUGCGUAUUGCCGUUUUCCCAGAUGUAUCCGUUAUGCUGCAUCGAUAUCCGCAACUUCUUGAACCAAUUCUACUUCUUUUCAGACGACCAUUUCCAGCACCCGAACGUCAUAGACGAGACCCUCAGAAAGUCGCUGGACGAACUCUUGACGGAGAAGGUCUGUCAGUCUCUAGUUGAGAGACUGAACUCGCAGUAUCUGGGCCAGAUUGUGCAGAUCCUCAUCAACCUCGAGCACUUCGAGAUAGCCUGUCAGGAGCUUGAACAGUUAUUAAUCCGAGCGCGCUCAUCGACAUCGGCCGGCGGGCCUGUGACACUGGUAUCUACCGAGAAGUUUAGAAACCACAAAAAGACGGCGGAAAAGCGCAUCUUCGAGCUGGUCAAUUCCAAGAUUGAUGACCUUGUCGAUACUGCUGAAUAUGACUGGAUGGCAUCCUCACCCCCAACAGAUCCAAGCAGCUAUAUGCAGACCUUAACGCGAUACCUCUCCACCAUCAUGACAUCGACCCUCCUAGGUCUUCCUAGGGAGAUCAAAGAGCUCAUCUACUUCGAUGCCCUCAGUCAUGCUGCCAAUAAGAUACUCGCUCUACCCCUUUCUCCCGAAGUCAAGAAGAUCAAUCCGAAUGCCGUCACCGCGAUGGCCAAGGACGUGCAAUACCUGACAAAAUUCGUCAGCAGCCUGGAGAACGCGUUCAUGCUGGAGCAGAACCUCGACGAGCUCCAACAGACUGUUGCUCUCCUGCAGUCGGAUAACCACGACGAGUUCUUCGAUGUCUCGACGCGAAACAAGAAAUACGGCCGCGUUGAUGCGAUCAACGGUCCAGUACUCCUUGAGAAACUCACUCAAUCAGUUGCCCCUGCGACGUUGGCGAAUUUCUCAUCACGCUUCGGGUUGAGGUAA
Messenger RNA from Phialemonium atrogriseum, 2313 nucleotides. RefSeq names its product exocyst complex subunit Sec15-like protein. The transcript is spliced from 10 exons. Lineage: Eukaryota; Fungi; Ascomycota; Sordariomycetes; Cephalothecales; Cephalothecaceae. Gene Ontology annotation, cellular component: exocyst; membrane. Gene Ontology annotation, biological process: intracellular protein transport; Golgi to plasma membrane transport; exocytosis. The coding region runs from base 1 to 2313 and encodes 770 amino acids. The record is from RefSeq and is a predicted model, not a curated record.